CUUGCUGACAUACGGGUAGCGACGCGGAGGCUUGUGUGGUUAGCAUGAGCUAGCUCUUUAAUCAGCGUCUUGAAGCGAAAGUCUUCGCCAUGUCUCACAUUUCUGUAAAUUAUGUGUUGUUAGGCGGACAGUUUUUCUUGCUCGUGUCGGUGCUGCUUUUGCAAUGCCUGGAAGGGACUGAAUCCGAAAACGCCACCACACCCGGAAGCAGAGAGACAACAGCAACCAGCACCAUUACAACGACAACAACAACAACAACAACAACAACAGCAGCAGCUACUACAAUCACAGCGCUGUUAACACAGCAACCUGAAGAAAAUAUAACAUAUAAUAACAUCACAACAGCAGAGCCGACAAACCACACGGAGCAUUAUGAAUACAGCCCUCCAUCACCGGUCGUCCUCUGCCGGUACCUUCCUGAGGAGUUUAUAUACUGCAAAGAACCUGUCAAUCACGACGGAAACCUCACAGCCUUCCUGGAUCUGGGACACGGCUGUGUAAAGAUUGGAAAUCAAGGUCAGGUGUACAAAGACGUGAAUCACACUCAGGUGCAGUGUGCAGCCCUGGAUGGCAUCGAGUGUGCCGGACCUCGGGAAUUCCUCAGAGGGAACGAACCAUGCAUCAAAUACACGGGCCACUACUUCAUCACCACGCUCUUGUACUCCUUCUUUCUGGGCUGCUUUGGAGUGGACCGCUUCUGCCUGGGCCACACGGGCACCGCCGUUGGAAAACUCCUGACUCUCGGAGGCCUGGGAAUCUGGUGGUUUGUGGAUCUCAUCCUGCUCAUAACCGGAGGACUGACGCCCAGCGAUGGCAGCAACUGGUGCACGUUCUACUGAUUGCUCACGUUUCCAUCCGCAAGCGUCAGCAGAUUUUUUUUUUACCGUGCUACUGUAUCGUCACUGACACAAAGCACUUGAUGUAAAUGCAGCCUAGUUUGUGAUUCUUUAAAAUGAAAAGUCUAACAUACGGCUUUGUUUUGUACAGUGUAAAGAUUGUAAGUAUUUUAUUUGUUGCUGUAAAUAAAAUGUCAUUCAAUGUGUACAAUACAGUGCAUAAGUAUUCACCCCCUUUAAGAAAGAGCUCUUUCUGCUCUGUAUUUUGACCUUUAGAAUAAAUUCAUACGUGUUUAAUCAAGACACAGUGCAACUGUUUCAUUUGUUUCAGUGCUUGGCCUUUCUGGAGAAAAUCAUUUAUUCCUUGUCCCAUGUAUAAGCGGCUGUCGCUGUGUUUGAUUUGCUUGAUAAAAUGUCAUUUGCAUAGGAAAGCUUACUGUCAUGAAAAUUUCGGUCAUAAAGGCGCUGUUUAUCGUAUUACAGAUCAACUAUAGCACCGGAGAUGCAAAAUAAAACAUCACUCACUCAAACCUUCUGAAGAAAACAUGCAACAAACAUAUAAAACAAUAUCAUUAGAUAUAAGACAAAUCUUUGAAGCUUGGCACUGAUCUCUGUUCCUGCUUUCAGUCAGUAAUUGAAUAAAUUAUGACUCUUUUGUUGAA
Messenger RNA from Tachysurus vachellii, 1498 nucleotides. RefSeq names its product TM2 domain containing 2 (gene tm2d2). Bases 90 to 839 code for a protein of 249 amino acids. The record is from RefSeq and is a predicted model, not a curated record. The transcript has 4 exons. NCBI's taxonomy places the organism in Eukaryota, Metazoa, Chordata, Actinopteri, Siluriformes, Bagridae.